AAAAUACUUAUAGACUAAGUAUCACCCAAGUAUAUACAUCACAUUUAUUUAUUAUUAUUAUUUUUAGAAAGACACGUUUAUAUCCUUAUUUUCGCAGGGAUCAUCAUAUACACAAAUCCUCCAAUAGGAACACAGCGUGCGUGCGUGCGCGCGCGCGUGUUCGCUGGCAGUUUUACCCGAGCCUUCCUUUCAGAGACAUGAUGUCGGACGCUGCUGCUACACGAAACACAGGAGAGUCGGGAUUAAACGGCUCAUGGGUGGAGCUCGAGAUGAACAAGAACUCCCCCGAGACGUCGCAGUCCGCCUCCCUGGGCACGUCCGGUUUGACCCAGGUUGUUGAAGAGGAUGACGGGAUAGUCGGGGGGCUGGAACACGUACCUUCUUCAUCCUCCAUCCAUAACGGAGACAUGGAGAAGAUCCUGCUGGACGCACAGCACGAGUCCAGCCGCAGCAACUCCUCCUGCGACAGUCCACAACGUCCCCGCAGUCCUCAGGAUGAAGGUCAGAUCAGCUUCGACGUGGACAGAGGAGAAACCCAGGAGGCACUGGAGAAGCUGAGGGAUGAUGAAAUUCUGAUGAAGGACUCGGACUGGGUGGCCGACUGGUCCAGCAGACCUGAGAAUGUUCCUCCCAAGGAGUUCCAUUUCCGACACCCUCGGAGAGCCGUCACGCUCAGCAUGCGUAAAACUGGAGCCAUGAAGAAAGGAGGGAUCUUCUCUGCCGAGUUCCUCCGAGUGUUCCUCCCCUCGCUGCUGCUCUCACACUUACUGGUCCUGGGGCUCGGGGUGUACAUCGGGAAGAGGUUGACGACACCCCCUGCCAGCUCAUUUUAAGCGUCGACGUGAAGACGCUCCUCAGCCGUGGCUCGUGUGGAUUUGAGAGAAUGUCGCAUUUUGUACAAGAAACGUAGCCCCCCCCCCCCCCCCCCCGCUCGCCCCAUAAUCACUUACUUUUAGUCACCGUUCUCCUCUCUCCUUUUAUAUCGGUACAAUCCAUUUCUGCAUCGCUCGGCCUGGAAAGUGCCAUAAGAGACCAGGAGGAAGUUAAACGCUCUAUAUCCUCUCCCCUCCCCCUCCUUUCCCUCUAUUCUGUAUUGUCAGGAGUUGUGAUUACAGUUGUGUCGUGUGUUCAGUGUUGUGGACGUGGAUACAGAGGGGGCAGAGUUUAAACCGAACACCGAACCUUAAAAUAUUCCACUCACGAAACCCGUAAAAAAAUAAUACUAAUAAUAAUCAUUUUUAAAUCGGGGGUCAAUUAAAGUAAGUACAUCAGCUUGCAGGUCUCGUAGAUAUUGCUUUAUAGCUCGUUGAGGUAUUUUGGAUUUAUUUAGCCGUUUAAAAAAAAACAAAAACAAAAAAACCAUUUUAAACUCGGUGUAUUCUCUGGACUCCUUUCGCAGCGCAGUGAGUGAAACCAUUAUCGCUUCUGCGUUUUUAUUUUUCAUUAUAAUACACACACACACACACACAUGCUAAUCCAGCAAUUCUGGUAAUUAACGAUGUCCUUAAUUAUCCUGAUCAAACCAGCACAAAAUCUCACGAACCAGCAACACUACUGAGACAGAAACGAAACUAGACCCCGCACCAGUAGGGGGCGCCUACCUAAGUGCCGCUUUUAAAUGCAGUCCAAAAUGAAACAUUGAAAUGAAUGCGACUUAUUCGUUAUGAUGCGGCCUUUUAAUUUUAUUAUUCCAAUUCGGAGCAUUUUUUUUUUCCGGAAAAGACCGUACGUGUGUGUGAGACCCAGAUGUUGGGCGUGGGCGAGACCUGUUACAUGUGAAGUGUGUAAAUGUUACCGCGUGAUGUAUUUAAAUUUGUGUGCGAGUAGAUCGGAGUGGGACGAAGUCUGCGGUCGUGUCCGUUGUGUUUGUGUCGCUUCACUGUUUUUUUUUUUUUUUUCUUUGUCGCUUUCCGUUUUCAUUUCUCUUCUCCGUUAUCGGACAUUUCUUGUGCUCCAAAACCUAGCUCCACUUGCAAGUGGCUUGUCGCAAUGAAGCAGUGAAGUAGUGUUAUUUGGGUGGGGAAAAAAACCCUACACAUUUUGUCGAGACUGCAAAUUAGCGGCUAAUCCGUACGUUUCGUUAUUCGGUUCUUCAGCGUUAAAGAUUAAAGAUAUCGUGAGGGGGAAAAAUAUCUUUUCCAGACCAGUCCUUACACUCGGCCUUCAGGGUUCCUGACAUCAAGCAGACAAAAGGGUCUAAAUCAAGGGUUCUUGACCUUGUUAUUUAAAAAUAAAUACAUAUACAGAGUACAGAUUAUUAUUUUUAUUUAUUUUAAUAUAUAUAUUUUUUUUCUUCCCACCCAUAGAACCCAUUUUUAAUCAGAUUGUCAUUAGAUCAGAGUCGACGUUAUUUACAGAUGCAGUAACUUUCAUACUUGUGGAUUGUCAUGUCCACUACUUAUAAUAAAACAAAAAAUAAAAGUGCAGACCCCCUGUCUACGCUUCAGACCCCUCUUUUAGAACCAGGGCUCAAGAUAUAAGCCAUUGGGGGUUUUUUUUAUUAAAUUAUUAUUUUUGUUUCCAUGGUGAGUAAUUUGAAUGAUCUUGGAGUAACCCUGGAGUAAUCCAGUGAGUAAACCACGCCCUUAUCAGAUAUAACGUGAAUGUGUUUCAGCCAAUCAGAUCGCGUGGUUGGAACUAACUGUCUUUAUGUCACGACGUCCGGUUAAGGCUGAUGUAUAAUACGCGUAUGUGUACGCGAGACGGCUGCCGCACGUAUCCUGAGGUAUAACGCCACGUGACGCGGUCCGCACCUGAAUAAACGAACUAGCGUCGUGUCCCAGAUCGCACGCUUGUGUCUUUAUCCAGACCGUUAUAAUCCAGUACUAAGAGUUUUCCUAUUACAGUUAGUGUUUGAAUUAAAAAAAAAAUAUCAAAGGGAUAUUUUGAGUACCAGUCUAGGAUUCAGGAUUUUUUUUUUAGAUUAGUAAAUAUUUCUGGAUGUUCAAUAAGGGGUUUUACGCAGAUCAUGACGACAAUCACAAAGACGGCAGAGAGAAACCGUAGUAGCAGACAGUCAAGUCGGGUCAAAUUCUCUUCAUUUUCCGCCGCACGACGACAAACAAGCUCCUCGUCCCCAGAGGAUACACCGGUCUUCUAUUUCAUCCGCAUUACCGAGAAUAGCUUUAGUUAGCUAAAUUCUAAAAUUAGCUGAUUCUAGCUAGGACGGGUAAGCGCGUUGUCCUGGCGACGGCGUGCGUGACGCAUUUGAACGUAUAAGAACUGAAGACUCUGGUCAGCGCUUUUUGUGAAAGCAGCCUUGUAAUUGAGCUGCAUUUAAUACGACUCCGCCCUCUAGGCUCCGCCCCAAAGACUAGAGAUGAAAUUGUACUAGAAUGAUAAUACAGUCCCACGUUAAAAUGAAAUGUUUGAUCAUGGACCGUCUUUUGGUCUGGAACGGAAACGUAUUUCUCCUCAGACGAACAGCAUUUCUCGACUGAAACUAUUCAGUUAGUUAGUAAGUAACGCUUCCUCUGUCUCGCGGAGCGUGAUUACUGAAUAUACAAUGAUUCAUUCAAAACGUGAGCUAAAAACCGGAACGUUUAAAGCGAGUACGGAUCACACUUCAGCUCGCAGCUUGGCAAGAUUUACACUUCCAAUCCGAUCAAAUGCCAUAUCAGGCAUGAUAUGGGGCAGCAGUACAAGGAUGACUGUAUUUCCUCCAUAGCCUUCAGUCGUCGAUCAUAAUAACGAGUAAGUCUUGGAGCAUGCUCUCAGGUACUGUAGAUAGUUUACUCGUAUCAGGGGUUACUGAUCAGAAGGUCGGGGGUUCAAGCCCCAGCACUGCCAAGCUGCCACUGUUGGGCCCUUAAGCAAGGCCCUUAACCCUCUCUGCUCCAGGGGGGGCGCUGUAUCAUCUCUGACCCCAACUUCCUGACAUGCUGGGGUAUACGAAGAAAAGAAUUUCACUCUGCUGUGACCAAUAAAGACUCGUUAUCAUCUGUAAUUUCUGUAACUAUUUCACUUUUAUUUCAGCAUAGUCCUCGUACAUGUUUAGGGUUCUUCAAAGCUUCUUUAAGGAUCCAUAAUGUUCCUUCGAUUAAAAAAAAAACCCUUUCAGAACCUCUGAGUGCACGUAGCCACGUUUUCAGAUAGUUUGCGUGAUCGACACAUUGUGUCUUAAAGCAACAUUGUGACGUUUUUCACAAUUGUCCUCCGUUUUGUUUUAUUCCUCCUAUAAGACCUCCUCAUCACUCGGUCUCUCCUUCACCAUUUCGCGUAAGUGCUCACGCCCCCGUGUGCACCGCCACGUUCCUGUUACUUUCCGUUGAUGGGAUUCUUUCUUUUCUUGUUUUUUUUUUUUUUUUUUGUCUUUCUUUUUUACCGCUUUUGUAGCUAGAGAUAAUGAGUUGAAUUUGUCGGAUUGUUUAGAUUGUGGCCGAGCUAAAGCUUACAGCGAGUUGCUUUGGGGCGUGGAGAAACCUCUUUCACAGAUUACCCCUGUCCGUGGACAAUUCGGAUCGUUUUGACAUUAAAUUUAAAGAAGAAAU
Ictalurus furcatus (blue catfish) is the source of this 4490-nucleotide messenger RNA. RefSeq names its product BCL2/adenovirus E1B 19 kDa protein-interacting protein 3-like. Gene Ontology annotation, cellular component: mitochondrial outer membrane; nucleus; mitochondrial envelope. Lineage: Eukaryota; Metazoa; Chordata; Actinopteri; Siluriformes; Ictaluridae. Gene Ontology annotation, biological process: mitochondrial outer membrane permeabilization; defense response to virus; positive regulation of apoptotic process. Bases 198 to 833 code for a protein of 211 amino acids. The record is from RefSeq and is a predicted model, not a curated record. The transcript is spliced from 6 exons.